AUGCACUUUAUACACCAUACAGAGUCAUAUUUAACACUUUGUAGUCAAUUCGAUAGAGCCGUGGAGAUUAUACAAGGGCUAUCAAAAACAGGCCCUAUCCAAACAGGCUACGAAGAGAAACUCGCCAUGUACAGUUUGUAUAAACAAGCCACGGUCGGAGACGUACCCUCUACAAGACCAGGCAUGUGGGACGUCCUCGGGCGAGCGAAAUGGGACGCAUGGGCAAAACACCGCAACAUGGACUCGCACGCCGCUAAGCAACUGUAUGUCGACACGCUCCUGCGCGUG
This is a messenger RNA of Dacryopinax primogenitus, 288 nucleotides long. RefSeq names its product acyl-CoA-binding protein. Gene Ontology annotation, molecular function: fatty-acyl-CoA binding. Gene Ontology annotation, biological process: fatty acid metabolic process. NCBI's taxonomy places the organism in Eukaryota, Fungi, Basidiomycota, Dacrymycetes, Dacrymycetales, Dacrymycetaceae. The transcript has 4 exons. The annotation marks the transcript as partial. The record is from RefSeq and is a predicted model, not a curated record.